AUGCUCGUCGUCCCGUCCAUGACCCUCUCUCCUCCGUCCCCUACAACACACAUCGACCGCGUCCGCCAUCUCCUCUCUUUCGACCGCCCCGUCUACCCCCUCCCAGUCCCCAACCUCGAACUCCACUCGGCCGCAGCGAGCGGUAACGUCGGCCUCGUCCACUAUGCCCUCACCCACGGCCAGCCUGUCAACUCGGUACUCCAUGGCGUGUUGCCCUUACAUGCUGCGUGUUCCGGAGGGAGCCUCAGUGUUGUCAGGAUGCUGAUCGAGCAGGGAGCGGACGUGAAUGCGCCGAGAUUACCGAGAAGAUAUAGUGAUGGCAAGAAGGGUACAGCGCCCAGUGUUGGAACUGCAGGCUCGACACCCCUGCAUUUCGCAGCCGCCAAUGGCCAUGCCCCCGUCGUUCAAAUGCUCCUCGCAUGCGGCGCCGACCCUUCAAAGCCGGACAAGAAUGGGCACACUGCACUAGACCUCGCCGAGCUCAGCAAUCACGACCAAGUCGUCAACGUCCUGCAUGCGUAUCAAAAGGUACAGAAUGAAGACGCUGCUACAUCUGGCGAGAGAAGUCCCGCAGCCAGCAGCUUGGCGCUCAACGAUGGCGAGAGUGUGGUUGAGCACGGCAAGGGGAAAGAGAGGGAGAGGACGUUUAGCUUUUCGAGCCUGAGGUCAAAUGACUCCAAGCCGAAAAAGGGACUGCAGGCGCUGCUGUCAAAAGCCAGCAAGAGCUCUCUCACCUCAGAGACCCCCAAGGAGCGCGCUCCGCCCCCUCCAAGACUACAUCUCCCCAGUGAGGCAUCUGCUCUCGACAAGCUGGCCUCUCCGUUUGAGCUCGACACGCCACAAACACCUUCGCCCAUGAAAGGCGACAAUACACCUCUCUAUACAGACGGGAGCACCGGCUCAUGGCCGUCUUUGCCCCUCAGCCGUCAAUCGAGCAAUCGUUCGGCGACAAGCCAGACAUCCCCUGGUAUCGCGUCCCCCAUACCACGGCCUCCUCCUGCUCGUGCCCAGCAUUCCACUUCCUCCCGUCGCCCGUCGCUACCAUCUAUAUUCGAGAAAGCGGUCCACCCUGGUGCUGCUUUCCGGGCUGCUCUCCGACACGAAUCAGACCAUGAAGAAAAGAAGAAGAAAGCGGCACAGCAAGACUCGCAUCACCAUCAUGGCUUCAAGAGGCUCUUUAGGCGCGCCCACUCUCCGCCUUCGCGCUCGCCGAGUCCUCCAGCGAGAAACCCAGAAGACAGGGUCAUCUCGGCAGAAGAUCUCGAUGCCGGGAUGGCGCGCUUGAAACGAGCGAGCUUGGAUAUGGAGAGGCCCGUGUGGGAAGACGGCGCGGGGAUGGGCAAGGAGCCGAUAUCGGCACCGGCUACUAAGAGCCGGUUCUUUGAAGAGGAACUGGUGCCGCCGUCUUCUAGCUCUUCAGGCUCUUCGGGUGUUUUGCCGAAUACUUUGAACCCUCCCCCGCCUUCUUCCGUCCAGUCGACACCUUGUACGAGACCAAGGACAGGCAAUGAAGUCAUCGCGCCGAGUCCUCUUGCCAAUGAAUGGGCCGGUGAUGAAGAGGGGAGACUGAAGCGGGCGUGGGAGAUUGUCACCCGACAUAGUUCGGCGAGCUCGUUGCCCACAAUCAGCUCUCCUACAGAACCCAGCCCGGAUCUGCCGACUUCGCCUGGGUCUACAAAACCUCGAUCAUACACGAUGCCAGGUUUGAGCAACCCGAUGACUACUGCCACAAAGUCUUCUACUGGGUCAACAUCAAGCCGGCCGACUGACGAUUUGCGCAAGCUGGCAGCCGAGGGGUCGAUCAGAGAGAUGGAGAAACAGUCUGUCAAGCGAGAGAUGGAAGGGGAAGAAGGUGACGCAGAGGUCGAGCCAGAAGGAGAAGAAUGGCAUGAUGCGAGGAGUGUGCUGGAGGCCGAGUCUACUGCCAAUCUAGCGGACAGUGCGAUCAGCCUGAAUGAGGGUCCUGUCCACACCUCUUCCAGACCAACAUCAUCCCACUCCCUCUCACAUACACGAGGGAGCUUCAAGGGCGGUAGGAUCAGGAGCGGGAGCAUAGGAUCGGUGACGACGGAUGUCUCGAGGAUAUCUUCUCCCCCGCCGUCACAUAUACGGAUGUCGAGCAUCACCGAUAUUGCCGCCGCUGACGACAGUGCCGAGGAUGACGUUCCGCCUCUCUCCAAGCCCCCAUCUCUGCACGGGGCGUCACGCCCCCGAGGUAAAUCUCUUUCAUCCAACUCAUCUGGUAACUCGCACUCGCACACCUCGGGCGACCACCAGCCACUCUCGUCAACGACUUCGACCAGUUUGACCGUUCCCUCGUUGGCGCCGGCUGCAGUUCUAGGACAUGCGCCAAGUAGCAAUUCGCUUGCAUCUUUCCCUCCAGUGCCCGAACAUGCUGCUCUCUCUACCACUCCUUCCUCACCGUCCCUUCACCGACGCCUCACCCAUUCCCGUACCAUCUCAUCCCGCGCCGAAGCCAAGGCAGCGAUUCAAGAAGGUGAAGACGAGAUUCUCUUGCUCGCCCAGUUGGAGCAGGAUGGAGAAUCCAAAAAGGAUUUGGCGGCAGUUUUGGCUGCUUAUGGAGAGAGUCAUGAGAUUUAUGCAGAGAUGGAGAGGAAAAGAGGGGUGAAGGACAAGGAAAGCGCGCAUAGGUCGCGUGAAAGCAGUCGUGAUAGGCCCACCGCCCUCACAACCAUCUCCGCCCCGGACGCUCGAUCAGACAUUCGCUUGUCCAACAUCUAUGACAAGCGUGCCGAAUCCUACCGCGAGCGUCUCGCUUCUUUAACGAUCCCUGCCACUGGCCCGCUCAAGGCCAAGCCUGCGCCUACGAGUAGGACCAGACAGAGACAAAGGCAGCGUGCGGUGUCAGCAUCGGCGAACGAUAUGUGGCUGAAACCUGGAUCGGCUGGGAACCGGAUGAGAAGUGCCAGCGGCGGUAUCCCUCUCCAAUCCAACUCUUCUACUUCUGGUAUCGGCUCAUCUGGCAGUUCGGGAGCGGGGUGGAGGGAUAACAGCAGGCCUGGGAGUGUUUUGGAGAGAGAGGAAGCACUGGAACAGGAGGAUGACCGUUAUCCGUGGAUCAGUGUGCCCAGGCCAGAGUCUGUGGGCGUCGGAGUGAGCCAAUCUGCUGGUAGGCCGAGGGGACUAUCGAAUGCCAGCACGGCAUCGCAUAACGUCCACAACUUUAUCCUCCCCGCUCCUGCCCACACAUCAAAACAUCGCGAUACCAUCUCCAGCUCUCCUUACACCCCUCACCCUCGAAUACCUUCCUCAGGUGGGACUACCAUCUCCAUUUCGGGCAACAACCCUUCCCCUUACGCCUCGCUCUUCUCUCACAAAUUCACGGGUACGCCGUUGAAUGACGACGAGAGCGAGGAUGAAGAGGCGGAGAGGCAAAACUAUACGGUGAUUGAGAAUGACUGGCGUGGAGGCCGGGUCGUGGGUGCUGACGAGCUGGGAUUUGGGGGCAUGGGUCCCGGGGGUGCUGGACUAGGCGGGGCGGGGGCGGGUGACAAGAAGAAGUGGGGGUUGAGAAAGUUGGGGCAUCAUCUCCAUCAUCAUCAGAAAUGA
Cryptococcus wingfieldii CBS 7118 is the source of this 3570-nucleotide messenger RNA. RefSeq lists its product as hypothetical. Gene Ontology annotation, cellular component: cytoplasm; nucleus. Bases 1 to 3570 code for a protein of 1189 amino acids. Lineage: Eukaryota; Fungi; Basidiomycota; Tremellomycetes; Tremellales; Cryptococcaceae. The record is from RefSeq and is a predicted model, not a curated record. The transcript has 3 exons. Gene Ontology annotation, molecular function: protein binding.